AUGAUAAAUGGAAGGCCACUUCAUGACCAAUUUCUGCUUUUUGUUUAUGUUUGCAGUUUGCCAGUUUCUGUUUUGCACUUAAAAACUGCAAUCAACACUAGUGUUGGUGAAUCUACAACACCAAUACCUCCCCAUGAAGGAACUUCUACUGCAACUCCGGAAGUUCAAGGAACUCAAAGAAGUCAAGCAACCGAGCUUGAAGAUGAUGGAAGUGUGGAAAGCAUCCUUGAGGCGUUGAAACGAAAAGAAAGAUUAGAUAUUUGGAAUCAUUUUGAGAGGGAUGUGGUGGAUGGUAGAAUUAAGGGUAAAUGUAAUUAUUGUGGAAAAGAUUACUAUGCCGAUCCUAGGAAGAAUGGUGCAACCUCCCUUAAUAAUCAUAUGGACAAGUGUCCAAAGUAUCCCCCUAAUAUUGAGAUGAUGAAAGCUAAAAGGCAAAAGAUUUUCUCUUUUAAAAAACCAAGUACUGAGUUGUGUACUGUAGAAUGCAUUCAACAAGAGCUAUCUAUGUUAUGUGUGGAGUACAUUAUACUAGAUGAGCUACCAUUUUCUCAUGUGGAGGGAGAGGGGUUUAGGCAUUUUAUGGGUAGAGCUCUUCAUUAUUGGAGAAUUCAUUCCCAUACGAUUUUAAAUUUUUGUGUGAUUCCAAGUCAUAAGGGAGAGGCUAUAGCUAAGCUAUUAGAGGAUUGUUUGUUGGAAUGGGGUAUAGAGAAGAUUCUCACAAUCACCGUUGACAAUGUUUCGUCAAAUGAUGUUGCAUUGAAGGAAUUCAGUAAGAGGAUAUGUAAUUGGGGUGUCCCUAAUGCACUUUUGCAUGGAGGGAAGCAUUUGCAAAUGAGGUGUGUCGCCCAUAUUCUUAACUUGAUUGUCAAUGAUGGGUUGAGUGUGAUGAAGAUAUUCAUUGCUACCAUUCGCAAUGCUGUGAGGUAUAUUAGAUCCUCCCCACAAAGGCUUGAUUUUUAUAAGGGAUGUGUUGAAAGGGUGAAACUAGAGUGCAAAGGGCUUGUGAUUUUGGAUGUCCCUAUCAGGUGGAAUUCCACAUUCUUGAUGUUGGAACGAGCUUUAACCUUCCAAAAAGCUUUUGAUAGAAUGGUGGAAGAAGAUGCGGGUAAUUUUUGUGCAUGGCUUGAAGGUGCAAAGGGUGAAAAACCAAAAGAAGAGCAACCGGCAAGUGUUGAUUGGCAAUAUGGGGAGCAAUUUGUGGAUUUCUUGAGACCAUUUUAUGAAAUCACUUUGAAGGUAUGUUGUUCUAAUUCUCCUACCGUUCAUAGUACUUUUGGUGAUAUACUCUCUAUUUAUGGUCUCUUGCAAGAACAAAAGAAUCGAUGUUUGUCUGAGAUUGCAUCACCCAUCUAA
Messenger RNA from Rosa rugosa (rugosa rose), 1353 nucleotides. Its product is annotated as zinc finger BED domain-containing protein DAYSLEEPER-like. Bases 1 to 1353 code for a protein of 450 amino acids. The transcript has 4 exons. The record is from RefSeq and is a predicted model, not a curated record. Lineage: Eukaryota; Viridiplantae; Streptophyta; Magnoliopsida; Rosales; Rosaceae.